This is a messenger RNA of Mercenaria mercenaria, 9572 nucleotides long. RefSeq names its product solute carrier family 35 member F5-like. The transcript has 14 exons. The coding region runs from base 157 to 1557 and encodes 466 amino acids. Gene Ontology annotation, biological process: regulation of peptide transport. Lineage: Eukaryota; Metazoa; Mollusca; Bivalvia; Venerida; Veneridae. The record is from RefSeq and is a predicted model, not a curated record. Gene Ontology annotation, cellular component: membrane.
UGGUUAAAAGUCAUAUUGCCGAAAAGGUAGGAACCAAACAGUGCAUGGAACCAAGAAAUUGAUCUCAACUUCCGGUAAAAAUGUCAAAAUUGAUUGAGAGGGACAGUUUACCAUUUCUCGUAUUGUUAUAGAUAAGUCAGUUGAAGAAGUACAGACAUGUUUGGUUUAGCUGGACUAACAAAGAGUCAGAGACUUGUACUGGGGGUAAUUGUUCUAAUUAUCGUGGAUCUGAUAUGGGUUGCCUCAUCAGAGUUAACAAAGUACCUGUUUAAGGAUGAACACUUUGACAAGCCAUACUUCAGCACCUAUUUUAAAACAGCGAUGUUUACACUCUAUCUCAGUGGAUUUUUGUUUUGGCGUCCAUGGCGAAAUCAGUGUAGAAAAAAUGGGGUUUUGCAAUCUGGUGAAGGAGGUAGUUUAGAAUCAGAAGAAUUACUGACUGAGCCAAUCUAUGUGCCCUUGAGAUAUGAUGACAAGAACAAUAGUGGUUCAGAGCACGAUGACUUAAAUGAUUUACGAGACAGGUCUGUGCGGUUUAACAAUCUCAUGGAGGUCAGACAGCUUACAGAUACUUACGCUGAGGAGCAGGUGAUUGCCAGGCUGUCGUACCAAGCUGCCGUGAGGGCAGAGGAACUCCGACUUCGAGCCCUUAGUAAACUUACUAUAAAACAAGUUGCUAAAAUGGCAUUCAUGUUUUCUAUAUUAUGGUUUUUCGCUAAUUAUUCGUACCAGAUUGCCUUACAUGAUACAGAAGUUGGUGUUGUGAAUGUACUAUCAUCUACGUCCUCAUUAUUUACAUUGAUCUGUGCAGCUAUAUACCCUGGCUCCUCAGCUGAUCGAUUUAGUCUUUCAAAACUUGUUGCUGUUCUAGUCAGUAUAAGUGGUGUUGUGAUGGUGAGUGUCUCUGACCUGACAUUUGAGGACCAUAUACCAGCAGGUGCUCUCUGGGCACUGUCUAGUGCUAUUUUAUAUGCAGUAUAUCUGGUUGGUUUAAGGAGAAAAGUUGACCAUGAAGAUAAACUUGAUAUACCCUUGUUUUUUGGCUUUGUUGGUUUAUUUACAUCAAUUUUAUUAUGGCCGGGAUUCUUGAUACUCCACUAUAGCAAAAUAGAAACAUUCCAGUGGCCGAACGGCGAACAAGUAUUGUUUAUUGUGAUAAAUGGACUAGUUGGUACAGUCCUGUCAGAAUUCUUGUGGCUCUGGGGUUGUUUUCUGACGUCAUCACUUAUAGCAACCUCAGCACUAAGUCUAGUAACACCACUUUCUAUGAUAGCUGAUGUUGUGAUAAAAGGGGUUUCCUAUACUUGGUUGUUUUAUCUGGGGUCUGUUCCCGUGUUUGUAGCAUUUAUGGCAGUAAGCUGUUUGACACAUUUCGAGUCCUGGGAUCCAGUCCUGUUACUUGUGAAAAAAGUUUUGCAUUGUUUAUGCUCGAGAAGAGUUGUUCCAAUUUCUAGCCUGGUGGAUGGUGUUGGCCCAUGGAAAAGGAAAAUCAGAAUGAGGGACGUGGAUAAAGAACAAACAGAAAGCUUGAUAGGAGUGGACGCACCAGCAGAAUAAAUGAAAUCUAAGUGAUGAACUGAACAAAGGAAAAGAGUUUUUUAUUGUUAUCAGGAGGGACUAAACAAUGAUAAUUGAGUCGUGCCAUGAGAAAACCAACAUAGUGAGUGGCUUUGUGACCAGCAUGGAUCCAGACCAGCCUGCGCAUCCGCGCAGUCUGAUCAGAAUCCAUGCUGUUCGCUUUCAAAGUCCUAUAGUUAUUAGAGAAACUGUUAGCGGACAGCAUGGAUCCUGACUAGACUGCACGGAUGCGCAGGCUGGUCUGAUUCCAUGCUGGUCACAAAGCCACUAUGUUGGUUUUCUCAUGGCACGGCUUAUAUAGAAUACAUGCUGUAUGUUACCAGUGUAAGUGAUACGUACUGUGGAGAAUGUGGCUGUGGACUGCCUCCGCAUAAUACAGUCAAACUUUGUUUGCUCGAACUUGGCAGGACCGGCAAAAUUUGUUAUCGUAAAUUCGAGACGUCAUUAAGUGUACAUUAUGUAGGGAUUUUGCUGGGCCCUGCCGAUGAGUUGGAGCAAAGAGUGUUGUUUGAAUUGUCCGAGUUCAAGGGAACGAAUAUAAACUUUGGCUGCAGUGUGAUGAAUUGUGGGUACAUGUAUUUGUCCAAAAAUGUAAACAACACACACAUAUUCUAACAAUAACAGAAAAGCAAUGUAAUUACUUCAUUUAUACGCAAAAAAUUGUCUUAGAGUUUUAAUCUUUAUUCAGAAUUUCUUAAGUCGGUUAAAAAGCUGAAAAUGUUGAAUUGGUUGAAAUUUGAAAUAACAGUUUCAGUCGAUAGGAUAGUAUAAGCAGUCUAGAACAAAGUUCACAUGCAGUAAAUCAAGGAAUGCCUGUUUCCAAUUAAAUCAGAGAAUUAGGUUUCCUUUUCCCACCAAACAAAUAAAAUAUUCGAAUCGAUAAAGUUUGUUCAUGAUUAAAGAUUGUUUUUAGUAAUGUUCAAAGACUUCAGUAAGCGAAGAUAAAACUUACUGUCAAAGACUUCAAUAAGGUUACUGCAAAGAUAAAACUUACUGUCAAAGACUUCAAUAAAGUUAUUGCGUAGACUGAAACUUACUGCAAAGACUUAAAUAAAGUUAUUGCAAAGACUGAAACUUACAUGAAAGACCUAAAGCUACCACAGAGACUUCAGUCAAUUGAAAUAUGCAUUUGAAAUGAAAUGAAGAACAGGCUGAUGAAACUUCCUGUUUGCAUUUGCUCUUAGUGGCAAAAUGAUGAAGGUUUGUUACUGUAGGGACUGUUUAAAGAAUUGUUUCACUUAAGACAUGUCUGAUGGCUGCGUUAUGAAGAACGAAUAAUGCCUAACUGCCAGAACUACAUCUGGUAUUUGUUACAAAGACUGUCACAAACGGUACAACUACUAACACAGCUAAUCAUUGAAGGUACAAACAUUUCAAAGUUAAAAAUUCAAAACACUCUUUGUUGCAGAAAAUAUUUUUUGCUAAACUCAGCCUAAAAUUUAGCAUGGGUGCCAUCGAAAUAUGCAUUUUCAAACCAUGUAUCCCCUCCACACUGGUAACUGGGUUAUAAGCUUUAAUGAAUGGAUAACCAAAUGUUUUUAGUGUUUGAGUGUAAGGAUUUGUGUUGUGUUAACUUCUUGAUACCUCUACCACACGGAUACAGAUAAUGUUACUAGAUCUGUAAUGUAGUUUGACCUCUGUGCUUAAAAAAUUCAAGGAAAAUGAAAAAUUUUGUUAUUUUCCAUUGUGAAACUGGGUCUUUAUAAUUUUAUAAUGUCCAUUAUUUUAGUUAUUACAUUCCAUAUACAGAAGUUGCAAGGCUGCAUUUUUGACAGCUUCCCAGUAAUUGGUUAAGUGUUAACAAACUGUCACCUUUUUAACCCUGUAUAAUCUGUUCACUGAAGUUAUCCUUUCUUUGCCUUACUGUUCAGCUACAAUUUUGCCUAGACCAAUUUAAAUGAGCCACACCAUGAGAAAACCAACAUAGUGCAUUUGCGACCAGCAUGGAUCCAGAUCAGCCUGCUCAUCCGGGCAGUCUGACCAGGAUCUGUACUGUUCACUAACAGUUUCUCUAAUUGCAACAGGGUUCAAAAGCAAACAGGAUGGAUCCUGACCAGACUGCACGGAUGCACAGGCUGGUCUGGAUCCAUGCUGGUCGCAAAUGCAUUAUGUUGGUUUUCUCAUGGUGUGGCUCAAAUAUCUUUUCAAAGAUAAAUGGUAAUAGUGUUCUAGGUUAUAACAUUUCAAUUCAUUUCCUUGAAAAAAAAAAAAAAGACAAAAGUCAAAUUGUUGUAAGCAAAUUUUACCUACUUUAACCACACACAGUUUCAAAUUUGUCUUUUGAUUCAGAUUGUUGAAAUAUCCUGACAUCUAUUAACAUAUGGACAUGUGAAACCAGAUAUUGUAUUGAAAUCAAAAGAAACACUCCACAAUCAGCAUUUUAAAGCUUGGGAUAGGUUAGGAGAGUGGAGGAUGUCAAAACUUUAUAAAAAUCAGUAAAAUAUAUGUUUCUUAUAGUGAUCUGACUCUACAUUUCUUAUUACAUGACGUCCUGUAUAAAUCUGUGGUUUAUAAUUUGUGCCAUUGACCAGUCAAUAGUUCAGCAUAGGUUUUCAAAGCUGGAAUGAAAAAUAGAGAAAAAACUUUGAAAGUUAUUUCUUAUGAAAUUUAAUAAAACACUUUCUGUAUGGCUUCCUGGUCAAUAGUCAAAGCUAUUAGAGCUUGAUGCAUCAGACCUCCUGCAGUUUGUUUUGACUAUUGACUGGCAAGCCAUACAUGUAUAAUAAGUGUAUAGUAGGUAAUAUGUGUUCUUACUGUUAAAAAAUCUUAACUACAGUGUUUAUUAUGCAGUGUAAAUAUUGAAUCAUGAUUUAAGAAAAUUAUGCAAGUUUCGACUAUAGCAAAAGUGUAAUAAUUAUUUUGGAUAUUCAUUUGUAUAAGACCUAUAUUGCUUUUGUAACAAAAGUUGCAGCACAAUAUCAUGUCAUGCACAGUUUUGCUGAUUUGUUUUUAAAGAGGCUUGCACUUUGGUUCACUUACAAAUACUGGUAUUGUUCACAGAAAGUGUCAGGUGAGAUUUUCAUUGAUUGUGUAGUCAUUUUCAAUGAAUAAUAAGAAAUUGACACUGCAGGUGUCCACACUUUGUUUAAUAUGGAUAAAGCUUACUCUAAACUAAGAUGCAGAUAGCUGAUAAAGUGUACCCAUUUUAUUGCAAUAUUUAAACAUGCUUUAUGGGGUGGUCUCAAAAUGAUAGUUUAAAGGCUAUAAAUGCUGUAUUUACAAAGGUUUUAGAAAUUAAUGAAAUUUUGUGAGGCUAUAAAUGCUAUAUUUACAGAGGUUUUAGCAAUUAAUGAAAUUUUGUGAGGCUAUAAAUGCUAUAUUUGAAGAGGUUUUAGCAAUUAAUGCAAUUUUGUGAGGCUAUAAAUGCUAUAUUUACAGAGGUUUUAGCAAUUAAUGCAGUUUUGUGAGGCUAUAAAUGCUAUAAUUGAAGAGGUUUUAGCAAUUAAUGAAAUUUUGUGAGGCUAUAAAUGCUAUAUUUGAAGAGGUUUUAGCAAUUCAUGAAAUUUUGUGCUUCUAUUUAUUACACUGGGUAUAUAGAAAAUUAGUUUAAUCAUUGGAGCUAAAUAACUUCUUAUAUUAACAUAAUUUAUUAUUUGUCAGGGGAGAUGAAUUUUGUUUUUAUGUCACUGGUGUCCAAGACCGAGGAGACAUAUAGUGUUUUUAUUGUUUGUACCUCCAUUCCUGUGUCCGUCUGUCUGUCCUUCUGACACUUAUUAUGCCCCCCUUUGAAAAAGGAGGGGUAUAUUGUUUUGCAGAUGUCGGUCGGUAGGUCGGUCGGUCAUUCGGUCUGUCGGUCAGUCGGUCAGAAUGUAGACCUAUCCGUUUCCGGAUGAUAACUCGAGAACGCUUGGGCCUAGGAUCAUGAAAGUUGAUAGGGAAGUUGGUCACCACCAGUAGAUGACCCCUAUUGAUUUUGAGGUCAGUAUGUUAAAGGUCAAGGUCGCAGUGACCCUGAACAGUAAAACGGUUUCCGGAUGAUAACUCAAGAACACUUGGGCCUAGGAUCAUGAAAGUUGAUAGGGACGUUGGUCAUGACCAGCAGAUGACCCCUAUUGAUUUUGAGGUCUGUAUGUCAAAGGUCAAGGUCACAGUGACCAUGAAUAGUGAAACGGUUUCCGGAUGAUAACUCAAGAACACUUGGGCCUAGGAUCAUGAAAGUUGAUAGGCAGGUUGGUAAUGACCAGCAGAUGACCCCUAUUGAUUUUGAGGUCAGUAUGUUAAAGGUCAAGGUCACAGUGACCCUGAACAGUAAAACGGUUUCCGGAUGAUAACUCAAGAACACUUGGGCCUAGGAUCAUGAAAAUUGAUAGGGAGGUUGGUAAUGACCAGCAGAUGACCCCUAUUGAUUUUGAGAUCAGUAUGUUAAAGGUCAAGGUCACAGUGACCCUGAACAGUAAAACAGUUUCCCGAUGAUAACUCAAGAACGCUUAGGCCUAGGGUCACGAAAGUUGAUAGGGAGGUUGAUCAUGACCAGCAAGUGACCCCUAUUGAUUUUGAGAUCAGUAUGUCAAAGGUCAAGGUCACAGUGACCAGGAACAGUAAAAUGGUUUCCAGGCAAUAACUCGAGAACGCUUUGGCUUAGUGUCAGGAAAAUUGAUAGUUAGGUUGGCCAUGACCAGCAGAUGACCCCUAUUGAUUUUGAGGUCAUUAGGUCAAAGGUCAAGGUCACAUUGGCCAGGAACAGUUAAAUGGUUUCUGAUCAUCUUGUCCAAAACCAUAGGGCCUAGGGCUUUGAUAUUUGGUAUGUAGCAAAAUCUAGUGGUCCUCUACCAAGAUUGUUCAGAUUAUUUCCCUGGGGUCAAAUAUGGCCACACCCCCUAGGGUCACAUUGUUUAUAUAGACUUAUAUAGGAAAAAACUUUGAAAAACCUCUUGUCCAAAACCACAGGGCCUAGGGCUUUGAUAUUUUGUAUAUGACAUCAUCUAGUGAUCCUCUACUAAGAUUAUUCAAAUUAUUCCCCUAGGGUCAAAUAUGGCUCCGCCCUGGGGGUCACAUGGUUUACAUUUACUUAUAUAGGGAAAAACGUUGAAAAUCUUCUUGUCUAAAAACCGCAAAGUCUAUGGCUUUGGUAUUUUGUAAUGUAGCAUCAUUUAGUGGUUCUCUACCAAGUUUGUUCAAGUUAUCCCUCUCGGGUCAAAUAUGGCCCUGCCUCAGAGGUCAAAUUGUUCAUAUAGACUUAUAUAGGGAAAAACUUAGAAUCUUCAUGUCCAUAACUUACAUCAUUCAAAUUUGGACCACAUGUAUAGUUUUGAGUGGCAAGAUGAACCUUGACAUGAGUUGACCUUGAUCUUGACCUAGUGACCUACUUUCACAUUUCUGUACCUACAGCCUUCAAAUUUGGACCACAUGCAUAGGUUUGUGUACUGAAAAAAACUUUGACCUUGUUAUUGACCUAGAGACCUACUUUCACAUUUUUGAAGGUACAGGUUUCAAAUUUGGACCACAUGCAUAGUUUUUUGUUCCAAAAAUACAAUUUGACCUUGAUUUUGACCUAGUGACCUAGUUUCACAUUUCUCAAGCUACAGCCUUCAAAUUUGAACCACAAGUAUACUUUUGUGUACUGAAAUGAACUUUGAUCUUGAGAUUGACCUAGUGACCCACUUUCACAUUUCUGAAGGUACAGGCUUCAAAUUUGGACCACUUGCAUAGUUUUGUGUUCCGAAAUAAAAUUUGACCUUGAUUUUGACCUAGUGACCUACUUUCACAUUUCUCAAGCUACAGCCUUCAAAUUUGAACCACAUGCGUAGUUUUGUGUACCGAAAUGAACUUUGAUCUUAAGAUUGACCUAGUGACCUACUUUCACAUUUUUGAAGGUACAGGCUUCAAAUUUGGACUGCAUGCAUAUUUUUGUGUUCUGAAUUGAAAUUUUACAUUGAUUUUUAUCUAUUACCUACUUUCACAUUUCUCAAGCUACAGCCUCCAAAUUUGAAGCACAUGCAUAGUUCUGUUUACCGAAAUGAACUUUACCUUGAAAUUGAUCUAGUGACCUGCUUUCACAUUUCUCAAGCCACCGCUUUCAAAUUUGGACCACAUAUACAUUGUUUUGUACCUAAAUGAAAUUUGACCUUGAUUUUGACUUUGAGCUAGUCUUGAAAUUUGGAACAUUCAAAAAUGGCUCUGUGGAUGGCGCCAAGAUCAAUCUGUAAUCUCUUGUUAGGUUAAUAGGUUAAAUGUCAAGGUCAGAUUAAACCAGAAUGGUAGAACUUUUGUUUACAGUGAGCAUAUAAUUUCUGUUCCUUGUGCAAUUACUAAAUGCAUCAAGGGGGGCAUUUCGUGUUUGACGAGCUCUUGUUUAUAUAUGUGUACUCAACUCUUACAGAUUCUGUUCAACUGAAACGGAACUGGAUAAUAAUUAUGAAUCAUCAAUUAUACAAUAUGAAGCGCACAUGUUCCUGUUGUUAGAACUUUUAUUUCAGACAUAAAAAACUGAAAGUUUGCCUUUUUGGACUUCAUAAUUUGAUUAUAUCAAGUAUUUUCAGGUGGCAUGUGUCGUACAGUGUUGACGUCAUUCAUAUUUAUUUGAGUUAUGCUCUUUUAAAACUUUUUUUAUAUUAUUCCAUGAAGCAUUUUCAGGGGCUAUUACAUCAUACAAUGUUGACAUUAUUCUUUUAUUUAAUUAUGAAGACUUAUGUUAUGGAAUUGUACUGUUAUUUUGUUAGACAAUGUGUAUUGUUAGUUAGUUAAUAUUUUAGUCCUUCUACUAGAUAUUAUAUUAAUGUAUAUAUACUGAAUUAACCUAAACAUUGUUAAAAGAGUGAUAUAUAAUGAUAAUUUUGAUAUUUCACAAUGUCUAUGAAUCAUGUUAGCAUUUGCUUUUAGUUUUGAUAUAUUUAAUAAUAUUAUUUUUGUAAUCAUAAAGAAAAAACUACAUUUUUGUUACGUGAAGAAAGUACAUUGUACUACUGGUCUUUGAAAUAUCUGAUGUGUGUAUUUUGCCAUCACAGAAUGAUUUUUUUGAUGAGAUUGAAAACAAAUUCCACUCAACUGAAGAAUGCUUUCACAUACGGUUGUCAAACUUAAUAUGAUGAUUGCCUGCGGUUACUAGACGACCCCUCGUCUUUCAAGGGUCACUAAACUACUUAAUCAAAUAUUUUAGAAUGCUACACACGUCUUUGGCAUUAUAUGAUUGCCUCACGUGGCAGGUUUGAUAACUCUGGCUCACAUUUUUACAAAAUAAUACACUUUUUUUUCACUUAAAAUUUUGUAGAAAGUUUUUUAUGUAAGCAGGAACCAUGUUAAUAAAUGCAUUCAGACCCUUCAUAGGUCUUUAACACCAUGAAUUGACCGUUCUGAGCCGGGUUUCAUUUCUUCAAUUUACACUUUACAACUUUUUGCCCCAUUUUCAACUGAGAAAAUUUUGCUACAGCUUCCAAUAGUCAAGUGCACAGUAAUUAGAUAGACAGCUUUUGUUAUACGUAUAGUCUAGAUAGCCCCAUUCAUGAUUUUAGUACACCUUUGUCUGCAUGUAAGAACAUUAACUUUACAUUCUGUUUCAUUAAAAAAGCCGUCCUUAACAAAAAUAUUAAAUGAGCCGUGCCAUGGGAAAACCAACAUAGUGGCUUUCCGACCAGCAUGGAUCCAGACCAGUCUGCGCAUCUGCGCAGUCUGGUCAGGAACCAUGCUGUUCGCUAAUGGUUUCUCUAAUUGCUAUAGGCUUUGAAAGCGAAUAGCAUGGAUCCUGACAGGACUGCGCGGAUGCGCAGGCUGGUCUGGAUCCAUGCUGGUCGCAAAGCCACUAUGUUGGUUUUCUCAUGGCGCGGCUCAAAUACAUCGAGAGGCGCAAAUUGUUUCUUUUAAAUCAUCUUUGUAGUUUACCUUUCUGUAUUCUGUAAUAUUUUAGUAAUUUGUCUAAAAAUGAAAUGCAUUUAGGUCUGGGUUGAUGUGCAAAAGAUGUGUUUACAGAUGUUAUGUGUAUGGGUAUACAAGUGAUAUUUUAUGAAUGUUAAAUGGUUUAAAUGUUUAAGAACAUCGCAAAAUUAAAUGACUGAAAGUCA